Messenger RNA from Etheostoma cragini (Arkansas darter), 5513 nucleotides. RefSeq names its product vesicle-associated membrane protein 2 (gene vamp2). Gene Ontology annotation, molecular function: syntaxin-1 binding; SNAP receptor activity. Gene Ontology annotation, biological process: vesicle-mediated transport; vesicle fusion; SNARE complex assembly. NCBI's taxonomy places the organism in Eukaryota, Metazoa, Chordata, Actinopteri, Perciformes, Percidae. The coding region runs from base 351 to 677 and encodes 108 amino acids. The record is from RefSeq and is a predicted model, not a curated record. The transcript has 5 exons. Gene Ontology annotation, cellular component: plasma membrane; SNARE complex.
GAGCCAUCUUUGUCCACCUAAUCCAAGCGGCUGUUUAUUACACCUUCAUUACGGACUCUGACAGCGCCGGGCUCCAGUAUUAGCCUGCAGGUGCCGCAUCGCCGUAGAGUACAUAGAAAGAGGAAAGCAGGUUUUGUAGCGAGGGGACACAUCUCAGCGGCAGAUAUAUACCAGCCAGUGCUCCUCCUAGGCUAUAUAGGCAGGGAAACGCCACAAUAACCAACCAAAGGGUGCCAGAGGGUAGAGAGGAGCGCAGAAGGCAAUCCACAUCCAUCUGCCAGCCACUUAGACCGCGCUAACAUUUCCAGUCCGGAUUUCAGCACAGCUGUCCAGCCAAUACUACCAGGAAAAUGUCUGCCCCAGCCGGAGCCCCUGCAGAAGGAGGGAAUCAGCCCCCCAACCUCACCAGCAACCGUCGUCUGCAGCAGACACAGGCACAAGUGGAUGAGGUGGUGGAUAUCAUGCGUGUAAACGUGGACAAGGUCCUGGAGCGUGAUCAGAAGCUGUCAGAACUGGACGACAGGGCUGACGCCCUGCAGGCUGGAGCCUCUCAGUUUGAGACCAGCGCUGCAAAACUGAAGAAUAAAUACUGGUGGAAGAAUGCCAAGAUGAUGAUUAUCCUGGGUGUGAUAUGCGUGAUUGUCCUCAUCGUCAUUAUUGUGUACUUCAGCACCUAAGAAGAGUUGCUCCUACCCCAGUCUAAUCCUUCCUUGCUACAGAAAAAAAACGCCCUCAAAUUGAUUACAAAAUUAACCAUGAUAACUCAUUUAUUAUAUAUAUCUCCCGAUUAGCCUCAAUAUAACACACCUAAACCUUCAGGGUCCCAUGACUCCCCCACUUCCACCACCUCGCCUCUGGACCCCUGUCAAUAUUUGUCCUGUGAGUGUGUGGCCCUGUCUCCUUUCUGGGUCCUCGUGGCUUUUCUAACCUGCCAUACAGAGAACCAAACACUUGUGACGAUGCAACAACAGAAAAGGAAACAACAAUUGGCGAUAAUUGUUACAUAACUGAUAUAUAUAGUUCUUUGUAGAGUUUUAUUCUGAAAUAUACUGUUUUGUAGGUGUGUGUGCGUGUGUGUGUGUGUGCAUUUUGUAUUUUUUAAUUUUUGUAUUAAUUUUACGUAUGCUUCAGCGUUAAAUACUGCCUAUUAAUCAAAGUGUGUAUCUUGCAUGUGAUCAUCAUCUGUCCGCCCCCUGCGUACUCUCUUUUCAGUGUAUUUUUGCACAGUGGAGUUAGUCUCCAUUUGACAAUGGAAAUACCUUUUGAUUUUUCGAGUUCAUCUGUGUUACCCGUGUCCACUAAGAAAGUCCAAAAUAAGUCAAAGAACUAAAAAUUGUACCAAGCAAAUAUCAUCAAGUUAUGACAAAAUGUAACCAUAACAUAGACAAAACUUAUUCAGCUUUUCUUUAGCUCCACAUUUCUAUAACUUGAUGCCAUCAAAGAGUUCAAGUCUUAGCUUCUUUGCUGGCUUUCUGAGAGAGUCUAUGCUCACUGAUAUUGAUCAAACAUACAAAUAAUGCAUGAAUUGUCCAACUAAUCCCUCGUAAUCAUCAUUUCCAAGCCCUUUCCAUCUGAUCCUCCCAGUAUCUGUGUCAUUUCUAUUUCUCCAUUUCACUCUAAUAACUUUCAUCUGUAACAUGCUAACCCCUCUUCUGCCUGUCGGCAUGCUUGAACACCUUAAUGUCUUCUGCUAAUUUCUAAACUGCCAUAGUACAGUUGGACCAAUGUCUGUAGAUGUUUCUUUUUUAUUUAAAUAUUACGUAGUGUCUUAUUUCGAAAACAUUCCUUCAUUGCAGUCUAGUGCAAAUGGUCUUACCGUAGCACAUGUAAGUGUACGUAUCUUUAAAAAAAAAAAAUACAGGCGACGAAGCUUGUGUCAAAAACGUCGGUCAUACAAAACAUAGGAGAAAAUAGUUAUAGUUAAUAGCUGUAAGGGAUUAGACUUUUAAUCUGUCCGAAUUACUUUCUUUUGUUAUAUGUGUGAUGUUAUCUUAACAUUACACUUACAGUAUACUGUGGAGAUGUCAUUAUUGUCAAACUGUGGAUAUGGACUUAAAAAAAAACAAAAAAACAAUUCUAAUGCCAGGUGAUAAAACGGGGCCAUUGCAUGAAUCGCUUCAUUUCCAUAAAGCAAAGGGUUAAUUCUUACUGGCCUGUUACCUACAUGGAUACUGAAAAGUCUUAGUCUCCAGUCACUUCUAUUAGUUACUGUAGAAUAAUUCCAGUCAAACACACCCUCACACUUUUAGUGUGUGUAGGGAGAGCUGCAGACUGCAGAAAAGGAAUCUGUUUAAAAUGCACAAACAACCUUGUUUUUGAUGGCGCUGUCUGGCUGGUCAUUAGCCUGGCCAAAGGAGAUCCUCGUGCAGCAAAACCUCUCCACAUGAAGAGCACAUAUUAAAAAAAAAAAUGUUUUUAGCCUUAUUUGCAAAUUCAGGAACAUGGACAGAGGCUAAUGGGGAAAAUGUCAAAUUCACUGUUGAGUUUUAGGUCAGCAACUUUGGGGUAGGCUCAGUAAUUCACUGUCAAAAGUUAGAUACAAGAAACGUGGGAAGCAAUUAUACAAAACAUAGCACUCUUAAGAAGAGUGUGUUGCUAGCGCAGUGGUUCUGUCUCAGUGUUUCUCCCUAUAGUUAAGGCCUUUUUUCUUUUUUAAAUAUAAUAGAUUCUAUUUUUAUUAUAGUAUAUUUUUGUGUGAAACAGACAGGUAAAGAGGAAGUGUGCAAUCAGUACUAUUUGCUGCCACACAGCAGUAAGAUCCUCUUUACCUCUGUCUGGUGUGUUUUUUGUAAUUCAGCUCUGUGCGUUAUACACUGCCAAGCAACAAGGGAGAGGCUUCUAUUCUUAUUGCUGUUAUUUCUUUCAUUGGUGCCCUCGCUGGUUUGGUCUUAAAACAUUCUUUUAAAUGUUUCUGGCAUCUACUCCUGUGUAUACUACCCUUUUGGCUACUUUAUGAGCAGGAGAGCAGGGCAAUGUGAUGCACUUGUUUUUUAAUGCGCUGUCAAACUAAGGCCUUGUACACAUUAACAUGAGAUGACAAGCAACUCGGCUUAUGCUCUACUACCACUAAUGUCAAUCUUAAAAUGUUUAAAUUUUGAUUUCAAAUCUUACAGUAGGCUACAGUCACUGAAUAGAUUUGAAGACCACAAAAUCAGCAACAAUAUUUCAAAAACAAGUGUGUGUAAAGCCUUAGCAGCUUUGUCUCUUUUCAACAGUUUUAUCUUUCCCACCAGCUGAUCAGACCAACCUGCCCCCCUUUGCUCAACUCACUUACUUAAAAUCCUACAGUGUGUGUGUGUGUGUGUGUCUGUGUGUGUGUGCGUGUUAGAAUAGCUCUGUGUUGGGAAUAUCCCCCGUUUAUCCUGACAGAUUAGGCUGCUUAAAUCUCAGAGUGAGAGCACGUUGUUUCCUUGACCACUGAAGUACACAAGCAGACGGGUUACAGAUCUGCCGGCCAGUUCUAUUAGGAAGGACCCUAACCUUUACAAGCCCUCUCCUCCCCGUCCCAUGUUUUCCUCCAAACAGAGCAAAAGUAGACUGCAGAAGAUUACCAAAGACCAGAUUUCCAUGCUUACGCUGCCAAUUGCCAUCAAAAACAAGCGGAGAGAAACAGGUUAUCCAAACUACCCAAGUCGGUUUUACAUAGCUUAAACCCUUACACAAUUUAUUCACAGAUUACAGGACCUUUCAACUAUUACACACUAUUCAUAUAGUGUCAGUUUGGCUUGUGAGUGUGCCAUUCAAACAUAUGCAAGUUAAACCAAAACAUAACAUGCUUCAAAUUUCAAAUACAGUCUGCCCCAACAAUGCCUAUCCAGGUCUGAAGAGCCUCUGAUCUCUAACAGGUUUUUAGACACAUAAUCCUGUAACUAAUAAUAGCACAAAUCUUCUUUUUUGUCUCCAUAGUGCUGCCAAGUUCUAAAAUGAAAAGAGAAACGAACUAACUAUAGCUAUUUAAAAUGAACCUAGAAAACUGUUAUAAAAAAAUCUGCAUUGUUUGGUGUUGUAAUAUGGGGGUGUUUUGGGGGGUAGGGGGUCCUAUAUCCUCAGGUUUAAGGUAUUAGAAAUUUACCAACUAUAUAUGAGGACAAAUCUAUAUUAGCAAAGUGUAGAAUUGGGUUUUUGGCAAAAGAAAAUCAUUAUAGGGUUACAAAUGUGGUUCUUUUAGCCAUCCUGCAGGGGUUAACCACACGGAGGGCUAAAGUGAAAUAACACUACUGAUUGGGGUAGGACUUCUGUGUUAUCUAUGAAUCCAACUGUUGUGAGUGCUCAACCAAUUUGGUCACAACAGGGAAAAGGAAGUGAGUGCUCUCUUUUUCCGUUGCUUUACUGUCUGUAUGAAAAUAAGUGCGUAUAUAUUUUAACACCGUGGAACUUUUUCUGUUGUGUUUCAUUUGUUUUGGUGGGAUGGGAACAUGACUUGGUGGAGAAUAUUGUCUUAUGUGUCAACCUCAAGAAUUGUUCAGUGAUCUCAACUUAUCGCUGUGUUCAUGUCAUUUGGGGGAUGAUCCGAAAUACAAGAUGCCAAAAUGGAAACAAGUGUUCAGACCCUCUUCCAGGUUUGAAUUAUAGCUUGUGAAGUUACUUUCAAACUUGGAAGGAAACAGGCAGAAAAAAAGAGACCAACAGAAGAUCCGAUCUUUCAACAAAGCAUUAUGUAAUAUGUGCAGAGUGGGAAAUGAUCCCCAACGUUUACUGUCACCCCCAAAUGGGAUGAAUGCAGCAAAAGGAGGGAACCUUUUGAGUCUCUGAAUGUUCACUGGAUGGCUAUGAUUAUACAAUAUUCUACUUAAUAUAUGUUUUAUUUUUGAACCAAAUAUUGUGUUUUUCUUUUGCAUCAAUUUAGUAAUAACUCCAGAUGUCACUGAAUUGUUUGUAUGUAAGCACUGAUUGGUAAAGGUAAAAAAAAAUGGGAAGUUAAUGGGAAAAAUGAAUAUUUUACCUUCAAUUGUCCAGAAGGCUUAGAAGGAUUCUACAGUUUACAUCAGAUUGCUGUUUGUAUCUACAAGAUAUAUUUUUUGUUUAAAUCUGUUUAUUUUUGAGGAAAGAUUUUGAUUUCUCUUUGGGACUGGGGUUCCUGGGAUGAAGGCCCAUAUUGCCCCUGGUCAUCUGGCCUUACAGGAGGGACAGGACUGGAGGAUCAUGGGCAAUGUGCUCAGUUUUAUCUUUCUUUUUUCUUCUCCUUUGCUUUUAUUUAUUGAUAGAUUUAUCGUGCUGUCAUUUGGUAUGGGAAUAGAAACUAAACAAGGUUGACUCAACGUAAUGAAGAGACUGAAUGAAAACCUAAAGUACAUAAAAUAAUUGUAGUGUAAAUCUAUCAAUGUCUUAUUAUAUUGAUGAACAUCAUGAAAUAUAUGUAUAUUGGACAAACAGUAUCUAUGACAAGUUGUACUUUUGUGUGUGCUUCACGUGUUUUGUGGGUGUGCAACAAUGGGCAGAUGCAAUUUUGACCGCAAUUCUGGGACCUUAUCUGACCUGUAUGAAUAAGCAUAAAUUUAUUAUCAAUACAAAGA